GACCAAUCGAAUUGUAUUAUACACUGAGUUUAAGGGAAUCCACUUUUAAGUGGAGCUGAUAAGAUAUGUAAAGUACAAUUGUGCCGUCAUACAAUUUCGACCGCAAAGUCUUGGUAGACCUUCAUAAGAUGUUUACACAGUUACAUGGCACCUGUGUCACCCGGAGCCAGCAAAAUCUCUUGAUCCAUACAUUUACUCCAAGACGCUUCGCAUCUUCCAAAAGAUGGCAAGCUCGCCAGCUCAAUGAUCGCUUCACCAGGGAAGCAUCGGCACAAGGGCUAAAAAGCCGAGCCGCGUUCAAGCUCCUUCAAAUUGACGAGAAAUUCCAUAUCUUCAAGAGAGGCCAAACCGUCGUCGAUCUGGGGUAUGCUCCCGGUUCUUGGUCUCAGGUUGCUGUAUCUCGGACCCAACCUGGCGGCCGAGUUCUUGGUGUAGAUAUCAUCCCAGCGCAACCCCCGAAAGGCGUGUCCGCAAUCCAAGGGGAUUUCCUUGACCCCAAGAUCCAGGAAUAUGUUCUGGGGUUUGUGCGCGAUUCAAGAAUAGGGCAAAUUCAACCAACUGUCUCAUCGAAUGGCACGGUGGGGCAUAACCACAGUGGCCUUCAAACCGGUCUAGAAUCGGACACUUCCGACGGCGAUGCAGCUAUAAACCAGACGCAUCCUGAAACCCAGGACAAUCCGAAGUCUCAGUUCACUGUCGAUGUGGUAUUGAGUGACAUGAUGAUGAACACAAGCGGCGUGAAAUUCAAGGAUCACGCGGGGAGUAUGGAUCUCUGCCGAGCUGCGCUAGAAUUCAGCUUUGUGGUCCUGAAGGCUGGCGGCCAUUUUAUCUGCAAAUUCUACCAAGGUGCCGAAGACAGGGCUUUGGAGAAACAGUUGAAGUACCUGUUCGAGAAGGUACAUCGACUGAAACCAGAGUCUUCACGUAGCGUUCGUGCCAUUAUCUAUAUUCUCUCCAAAAAAUGACCGCGUACUGACUUGACUAAUAGGAAUCGAAGGAGACGUUUUUCAUUGGCCUUAGACGCAAGCAAUGUGCAACAAAAGAUCAAGUGUUCGCACCACCAUGAAACAGAGGAAGAAUAUAUAAUGGAAAGGACAAGGAACUGGAAGAAGAAAAGAGAUAGUAAGGCAAAAUAUUAGUCGAGGUAACACGUGGGUGCGUCCUUCUCAUCGUCAUCAAACACAGCUACAUCUGAGCUAUGCCUGACACCAGAACCCCAUUCAUACUACCUACAUCGCCUCGGCGAAGUCAUCUGUUUCAGAAGCUUCAUCCCAUUCGAUAUCGUCGAUC
Messenger RNA from Aspergillus campestris IBT 28561, 1290 nucleotides. Its product is annotated as RlmE family RNA methyltransferase. The coding region runs from base 129 to 965 and encodes 278 amino acids. Gene Ontology annotation, biological process: RNA methylation. Lineage: Eukaryota; Fungi; Ascomycota; Eurotiomycetes; Eurotiales; Aspergillaceae. The record is from RefSeq and is a predicted model, not a curated record. Gene Ontology annotation, cellular component: mitochondrion. Gene Ontology annotation, molecular function: rRNA (uridine-2'-O-ribose)-methyltransferase activity. The transcript is spliced from 6 exons.